UUUGAAUAGCUUUCUUGUGCACGAAGAAGAAUAGGUAUAUUUUUGAAAACAAAAACACUGAAUUAUAAAUCGAAGUAAAUAUAUUUAUACGUAAAAAAUGGAUAAAGUUGAUGCUACAAACUCCACUAAUCCGCGGCGUAAAAUAUUAAACCUAGCAGUAUCACAAAUUUUAAUGGAAAAGGGUUUUGACAGUGUGGACAAAGAAUGUCUGGAAACUCUUACAGAAAUGUUGCAGAGCAUGCUUGUCGAGGUCGGGCAAUCAGCACGUAGUUACUGUGAGCUUUCCGGUCGCACCAUACCCGUUAUUGGAGAUGUUAUUGUUGCGCUGGUAAACAUGGGCGUCUCUAUGCAAGGUAUAGAAGCUUUUGCCAAGCGUGAUGGUCGUCAAAUAAUACCAAUGCCGGCGCAAGCAUCACAACAAAAACAGUUAAAUCUGCUACAAGCAGGUACGAAGUCGUCACAUCCGCCGCAUGUGCCCAACUAUUUGCCGGCUUUACCCGAUCCACAUGCCUACGUGCGCACACCGACACAUAAACAACCUGUAACUGAAUAUGAAGCUAUACGUGAAAAAGCGGCUAACCAGAAAAGGGAUGUCGAGAAGGCAUUAACAAAAUUUCUUUCCAAAACUUCAGAGACACAUAGUCUAUUCGAUAAUGAGGAUAAUAUGUUUCCUUUAAUUGCCUGCAAGCCUGCUUUUCCGCCUUAUCUCGCCGCUUUGAAUCCAACUGAUCAAGUGUUUGACUUCGAAGAAUUGGAAUAUCAUUAUUUGGUCGCCAAUCGCACUGAGGAUGUCACUUCGAAGGACGAUAAUGAUGAAAACGAAAGUGGUAAUGAAGAUGAUGGUGAUGGUGAGAUGAAAGCAGAGUCGAAAAGUGAGAAAGAGAUGAAGCCCGAAAAUGAUAUCAAACCUAAUUCCACUACAAAUAAGGCAAUUUUGGAAAAUCCAAAUAUAGACAAUCCAUAUCUACGUGCAGCAACACUGCCCAAACGUGCAAAACCUGAUCCUGCUUUACUCAUACCACCGCCUACACCCGCCCCUGCAAAUAACGCUGUGGCUAAUUAGAACGCUUUAAGUAAUUAAUGUUUAUAAUAAUUAAUGUUAAUAAUAUUCAAAGUUAAUAAUCAGUUUUUUAA
This is a messenger RNA of Ceratitis capitata (Mediterranean fruit fly), 1134 nucleotides long. RefSeq names its product transcription initiation factor TFIID subunit 8 (gene Taf8). Bases 98 to 1063 code for a protein of 321 amino acids. Gene Ontology annotation, molecular function: protein heterodimerization activity. The record is from RefSeq and is a predicted model, not a curated record. Gene Ontology annotation, biological process: transcription initiation at RNA polymerase II promoter. NCBI's taxonomy places the organism in Eukaryota, Metazoa, Arthropoda, Insecta, Diptera, Tephritidae. The transcript is spliced from 5 exons. Gene Ontology annotation, cellular component: transcription factor TFIID complex.